Messenger RNA from Drepanopeziza brunnea f. sp. 'multigermtubi' MB_m1, 1302 nucleotides. RefSeq lists its product as uncharacterized. The record is from RefSeq and is a predicted model, not a curated record. Lineage: Eukaryota; Fungi; Ascomycota; Leotiomycetes; Helotiales; Drepanopezizaceae. Gene Ontology annotation, molecular function: pyridoxal phosphate binding; O-phospho-L-serine:2-oxoglutarate transaminase activity. Gene Ontology annotation, cellular component: cytoplasm. Gene Ontology annotation, biological process: L-serine biosynthetic process.
AUGUCUAACCGGGCAGAUAUCACAUACUUUGGAGCCGGACCAGCUCUUCUACCAACCAGUGUCCUAGAGAAUGCUGCAGAAGCUCUAGUCAACUUCAAUAGCACAGGCUUAGGCCUUGCAGAGCACUCCCACCGCUCGGAAAUCGCCACCAAGAUCCUCAACGACGCCAAAGCCGACCUCGCAACUUUCCUCGAUAUCCCCGAUGAUUAUGAGAUCCUGUUCAUGCAAGGAGGUGGCAGUGGAGAGUUCUCAGCUACUGUCUACAACCUUGUUGGUGUCUGGGUUGAGAGGCGGAAGAAGAAUAUUUUAAAGGAUUUGGGAAUCAAGGAAGGGCAGAACAUACCUGAGGAUGUCAUACUGAAGGAGCUGGAGAAAGCUGUGCAGGAGGAGCUCAGAAUUGACUAUCUUGUGACUGGAUCCUGGUCACUGAAGGCUAGUCAAGAAGCUGCGAGAUUGAUGGGCGCUGAGUAUGUCAAUGUGGUGGCAGAUGCGAGGCAAGUCAACGGUGGGAAGUUUGGGAAGAUACCCGAGGAGUCGACCUGGAAACUGUCCAAGAACCCUGCCAUGGUUUACUACUGCGACAAUGAGACUGUCGAUGGCGUGGAAUUUCCAAGCUUCCCUGAGGUUCUGAAGCCAGAUGCAAAUGGAGAAGGACCGCUUGUGGUGGCGGAUAUGUCCUCGAAUAUUUUGUCACGGCGGAUACCGAUCAAAAAUUUCUCGGUCAUCUUCUUUGGUGCUCAAAAGAACCUUGGAAGCACUGGGAUUACCGUUGUCGUUAUCAAGAAGAAUCUCCUUCCGCCGGCUGUGGCUACACCACCCCCGACCCUGCUGCGGAAGCUUGGCCUUCCCAUUGGACCGAUUGUGUUGUCUUACGAGACUAUCGCGAAGAACAACAGCUUGUAUAACACAUUGAGCAUAUUCGAUGUCUACAUUGCUGGCCAGGUCCUCAGGAACUCUCUUGCGAAAUUCCCGGGGAAAGUUGACGACCAAGAGAAGAUCGCAAAUGAGAAAGCCAAGUUGAUCUACGGCGCAUUAGAGAGAUUCCCUGAAUCAUACAAGAUUGUGCCAGACAAAACUGCGCGCUCAAGAAUGAACAUCUGCUUCAGAGUGACACACCUCGCAAGCGGCAUUGACGACUCCGAGAAGUCCUUUCUCAAAGGCGCCACGGAACAAGGCCUCACAGGUCUGAAGGGCCACCGAAGCGUAGGUGGCAUCCGUGCCAGCAAUUACAACUCGAUAUCCCUCGAGGGCGCGGAGAAGCUGACUGCGUAUAUCGAGAGCUUUGCAAAGGGACCGAGAUGA